UUUUGUUCAUUCGUUCGCUCAUCCGUCAAUUAUCUAUCUCUAUUCGUUGUUGAUUUAAUUUUUGUUGGUUGUUAAUAUAUCGUUUUGUUUCUAAAUCGGCAGAAAAUUCAAAUAUUUAAAAAUGGAAGUAGCAGUUGAGGAAUCUCCGAAAGACAAUACAAUAUCAGAAAAUAAUAUAGGCGACUGUGACAAACUGGCAACCCCACCUCCUCAGGAACCGCCAAAAAAGUCAAAAAAGGAAGACAGGUCGAAAAAAGACGAAAAAAAUGUAGAACAGUUCAUGAAAUCACUAAAUUCGGUUCCCACAUUAGAGGAAAAGUUCUCUCUAGUUUGUAAGAAGUACACACAGGCUGCUGACGACAAUAAGAAGAUGCAGUUCUAUAUAAAACAAUCAGAUAAAAGAUAUACUUUGCUGCAGAAAGAGAAAGAACAACUACAGCAUGAGUACAAUAAGACUGUUCUUGUCAAGUCUAAACUUGAGAAUCUUUGCCGAGAACUACAAAAACAGAAUAAAGCUAUUAAGGAGGAAUCUCUUUUGAAAAUAAGAGAAGAAGAGGAAAGACGUAAGGAGACACAGGCCAAGUUCCAGAACACACUGUCUGAGAUCACGGCACUUUUGCAGCAGAACAAUGAAAAGAGUGCUAAACUCCGAGAUGAUAAUAUCAGUAUGACAGAGAAGUUCAAGAGUCUGAUGCAGCAGCACCAGAUACGAGAACAGCAGAUAACAAAAAUGACAAAACAAAUGGGAUUAGAAUCUGAACUAUCAGAGGCGAAGCUUCAGAAGGCGUCAUUAGAACAUCAAGCGGAGAAGGAAAGACUGGUGACGGAGAUUGAGCAGAUGAAGAUGACAUUGGCACAGUACCGUGCCAAGGUGAUGGAGAUGCAGACCAAUGAGACUGCACUCAAAGGCCAACUAGCUGUGUACACGGACAAGUAUGAUGAGUUCCAGACAGCAUUGGUGAAGAGCAAUCAACUGUUUGGUGGCUUUAAGGAGCAAAUGGAUAAGAUGUCUAAAAAGAUUCAGAAGUUGGAGAAGGAGUCGCUGUCGUGGAAGAAGCGGUGGGAGACGUCUCAGACCGCGCUGCUGGACAUGUGCGGGGAGCGGCAGGCCAGCGAGGAGCGCGCCGCCGCCAGCGCCCGCCAGCUGCAGCGCAUGCAGGGACUCUGCCGCACGCUGCAGGCGGAGCGCACCGCGCUGCUGGGCACUCUGAAGGAGCACAACAUCGAGCGGCCGCCGCUGCCCGCGCCCACAGCCUCCCCUCCCGCGCCCUCCCCCGCCCACACGCCCGCGCCCACGCCCACCAACACGCCCACCAACAACAACAAGGUGGAAGCGAUGGCUGCGAAUUGUGAACAGCUAAGACAGAGCUUAGCUCAGCUACAAACACAAUUAGACGUGUUAACAACGGCCAAAAACGAGCCCGUCAAAGAAAAACUCAAAUCUGAGAAGCAGAAAAAAUCCAAAUCAAAAAAGAGUAAAGCGGAGAAACAGGCACAAAAGAUGGCCGCUGAAAAAAUAGAAGCGAAAGAAGAGAGCGAUUCCAACGCACCAAAAGAGACUACGGAUGAGAAUACAACUAUAGAGGCAGAUGAAAAAAUAGAAGACAAAGUCGAUGAUACAGUGAAUUUAAUUCAAGCUGUUAAUAAUGUAGAAAUCAAAGAAACAAACAAUGAGGAAGAAAUUAAAGAAAAUGAUGCUGUAUUAAUAAGUUCUAAUGAAAAAUUGGAAGAUAAAAGUACUACAGAAGUGAAUAAUAAAAAUUGCAAUGAAGAAAUUAUCGGAGAAGAAAAAAAUACGAGCCAAGUUGAGUUAAAUGAGUUAAAUUCAAACGAAGAGAUUGCACAUAUAGAAGAAGUGAAAUCUAUAUCGACUAAAGCCUAACCGUCAGAUUGUAAAUAGUAUUUUCUACAUGAUUUUAUAUGAAAACUUUUUUAAUAUCCAUUGUGGUAUGUUUAAUGAACUAUGUGUGUUCCUACGAGGCCUAACUGUGACUUUUUUAUUGAUACAAGUGAAGUUUUUUUUUUACUGAAUAUCGAAUGUGGACAGGAUUAUGUGCGAAAUUAUUACAAAAAAAAGAAAU
Papilio xuthus (Asian swallowtail) is the source of this 2081-nucleotide messenger RNA. RefSeq names its product gamma-taxilin. The record is from RefSeq and is a predicted model, not a curated record. The transcript has 7 exons. Lineage: Eukaryota; Metazoa; Arthropoda; Insecta; Lepidoptera; Papilionidae. Bases 122 to 1882 code for a protein of 586 amino acids. Gene Ontology annotation, molecular function: syntaxin binding.